UUGAUUGUUGCAGAGCUCAAUGGCGGACAGAGCAGUAUAGUCGCGUUGACGCCGAGGACAAAAACGUUUCGACUGGGUGAAUUCCUGUCGCGACUCGGUCCGUCGCCGCAUGUCUGCGGGUGCAGACUGGAAUAAUUCUGCAUCUACAUUACAUCUACGUUUUUACAUUAAACUAUAUUUCUUUUCGUCUCCUACCGUUAGCUUUCUUCGGUUCCCAUCCCGAGCGGAGAAGUUAGACUGUUCAUGGUGGCUCAUUAGAGUCAGCAACUAGCUCGUGAGCGAACCAUGGGGGACUCUCUCGAAUUGAUCGGGAAGCGUCUGCUUUUGCUCCUCGACGAGAAUAGGUCCGCAAAUGGAACCGAACCGGAGCAGGCUGCUUGGGCACGGGAAUGGCUACAGGGAACGGUGCGGGCAGUGAGCGUCAUUGGCCUGGCCGCCCCGGAGGUUAGCGGAGGAGGGGAGGCGACAACAACAACCACUGCUGCAGGGCUGACGGUGUUUCUGGAGUUCGAAAACACGUCUCUGCCAUGUUCUUGGGUACAAGUGUAUGAUGAGGGGGUGAAGGCUGUUUUGGUUGAAGACUCCAUCGUUUGGGCCAGCCGUAAUGAUAGUACGGGGUCAGCAGGAGCUCCAGCAUCAGCCACAGCUUGGCCUGCUCUGGCUUUCCGCUCACUAGUGGACAGAGUGGGUUUAGGUUCCCUGGUUCCUGUGGAGUACUUUGGAAGCAGGAAAUUUGAAUUCCUGCCUGAUAACAAAGCUGUCCAGAGGUUUGAGGUUGAUAAAGACAUCAGACACCCUUUGCUGUUGGAGCAUCCCUCUCUGCAGGCUGCUGUCUCCAGUUGGCGUACUGACUUUGAACUGCAGGAGAUCUUCAGGAAGGGUUCAUACACCAUCCAGGGACGCAGGGUUCGUGUUUAUCAGCCAGAGUUUGAAGAGUGCUGGGCCUUGGGGCUGGUAUCGCAACAUGACCCUAUCUCACAUAUUAUGGAGAUUACCUUGGAUAAGGGGGAAGAAAAUCAGAUGGUAGACCCUCGUGUGAUUCAUGUCAUGUUAACAGAAGAGGAGCUUGGUAAGAAUGGGCGACGAAGGAAGGACAGUGAGACAGCGAAAGGGGAUGGUGCACGCCGGCGUAGAACUGCAUCAGAGGGUGAGGAUGACUUAAACUUGAAACGGUUUAAAGGUGCAGGAGAUUCUGAAACGGAUGCACAAAACAGUGACGACGCCACCAAAACUCCUGUGGAAGGGAUGGGGAUCUGGGUUGGAGACUCUGAAAGAGUCAGCAGCACAACCAAUAAUGGGAGCUCUUCAGAGAGAACCUCUCCUCAGGGGAGCGUGUCGUCCCCAAACACCAAUUCCUCACUCCAGAUGGACCAAUCAAACACUACUACUCCUCGUUAUCCCACCCACGUCAAAGAAAAUGGUCGCACCGUCUCUACACAAGGAGCAGCAGACUCUACCACUACCAUCUCUCUCACACCCACCCCACCUCCCCUCAAACCAGCCCCCUCUCCUUUCUCCACCACUUCGUUUCCCUCACUAGGCCAGAUGCCAGUCUUGGUGCCUGGAGCUCCAGCCCCAAAGGUCUCCCCAUCCCCCCAACCAGACAGAGAGGAGGCCUGCCAAUCAGCUUACUCUAAAACAGCGGCUCUUGUCUCCCCGGGGCCUGUCACCAUUUCUUGGUCACAAGACAGCGGCCCCAGUGUGGCCCUGUCUGCACCUGUGGGUUUCAGCUCUAAAGCGCCCACCUGGGGAAGCCAGACUGAGGGCUCUAAAACGGCACCAGGUUUUCGUUUGUCCCAAGCUGUGCCCACUGCUCCUGUAUUUGGAGACGUUACCUCUCAGACCAAUGGAGCCCCCAACACUACCGCAGCUUCCCAGGAUACUUCCAAGCCUUUCGGUUUUGGCUUUAGUGGAACCAAGAAUGAGACUCUGACUAAGCAAGACCAAAACCUGUUUUUUCAGUGCAUGACCCAGAAUUCUGGCCCCAGCCCAAGCUUAACUGCUAGUCAGACCCAGUCCAAGGACACAAAUUAUUUUACUGCAGUGUCUGAAAGUCUGAGUAAAGAGCCUCCAAGCCUUUUUAAGCCAGCAACUUCCACUGAAGGACUGAAAAAGCCUGAGCAGCCCAAAGUGCCUGAGGCUCCUCCAGCAGGAAAUGGUGUUCUCAACAAGUCAGCCUUCCAGGGUUGUUCUCAAGGAGGACGGAGUCCUAGCUUAACUGUUGGUGAACUUGGUAUAGCCUCUGGAGCCCAAAGUGCUACUAACAAGAACAGUAAUAAUGGAACUUCUGCAGCAGGCUUAGGGCUGCAGUGUAGCUCGAAUUCCUCACAAAGCCACCAGAACAUUUUUUUGCAGGCCUCCAAAGAGCCUGCUAAUCCAUUUCUGGCAUAUGGGGAUAAAACUGCCCCCACAUCUUUUGUUGGCCUAACUGGGACUGAGCCACAGACUGUGGGUGCAACAGUGGAUAGCAGGUCUAACCUGUUCACUAUGGCAGAGCCAUCUAAGGGGAUUUUGUCCUCCACUUUCCCAGCAUUCCCAGCUGCUGGUUCAGUCAGCUCUUCCUCCUCUCCAGCACCAUGUCAGACAUUACAAAGUGAGGGGACUGUAACAAAAGAGGAAACUGAAGAGAUGCCUACAUCCACCUCAAGCUGCCCCAUGUUUGGAAGUACUACAUCUGGUGGAAUGGAGGAUGUGCCUGUGUCCUUUGACCAGAGCCAGUCUCAAAAGUUCAGCCUUGAAGACAGAGCCCAGUCGUCUAAGCAUGACUCGGACUCCAGUAGCAACAGUGACUUGUCAGACCUCAGUGAGAAUGAAGAAGGUCUUGAGAAAGGCCAGCUCCCUGGAGGACCCCCUCAUCACUCCAAGGAUGGAGCCAUUCUGCCAAAAUCUAAAGUCCAAGGGGCUCCUAAGGGCCGUCCACGUAACAAGCCUUUUAAAGUGGGCCAGUCAGUAUUAAAAGAUCAGAGCAAGGUGCGGCGUCUGAAGCAGUCUGGCGAGUCCUUCCUCCAGGAUGGCUCCUGCAUCAGUGUGGCCCCCCACUUGCACAAGUGCCGUGAAUGCCGACUGGAGCGCUACCGUAAAUAUCGAACUACAGACGACGAGAGUGAUGAAGACGACGACCCAAAUGUGGCCUGUCGUUUCUUCCACUUCAGAAGGUUGGCCUUCACUCGUAAAGGUGUGCUGCGUGUGGAAGGCUUCCUAAGUCCUCAGCAGAGCGAUUCCAUGGCUAUGGGUCUCUGGUUACCUGCACCAGCUGUCCAAGAGGGCCUUGAUCUUGAUACAUCCAAGUACAUCCUGGCUAAUGUAGGAGACCAGUUCUGUCAGUUGGUCAUGUCGGAGAAGGAGGCCAUGAUGAUGGUGGAACCACACCAGAAAGUGGCGUGGAAACGUGCUGUCCGAGGUGUCAGAGAAAUGUGCGAUGUAUGUGAGACAACCUUGUUCAAUAUCCACUGGGUGUGUCGUAAGUGUGGCUUCGGAGUAUGCCUGGACUGCUAUCGGCUCCGCAGAAACAGGCCAAGGGAAGAUGUAGAUGAAACACCAGAGGAUGAGGUUUUCGCUUGGUUAAAGUGUGCCAAAGGCCAACCCCAUGAGCCACAAAACCUCAUGCCUACGCAAAUUAUACCUGGAACAGCUCUUUACAACAUAGGUGACAUGGUGCACGCUGCAAGAGGCAAGUGGGGUAUAAAAGCCAACUGUCCCUGUGCCAAUCGACACACAAAGCCUCUAGUACGGCCUGCUGCCCCCAAUGGCAUUUCACAGCAGUCUACAACAAGCAGUGGGGGUGGCCUUACAGUUGCAGCCUCUAGUACUGGCAUUACUCCAAAAUCAGAGGCAGAAGCAUCGGUGAUCAAAACAGAAACUUCACAAACCGCAACACCUUCAGACAGUGGGGGUGGGGAAAAUGUGGCCAGUACCAGUAACUCUACCAGUGGCACAUCUUCCCCUUGCAACGUCACCCAGUCCUCUUCCAAGGACUCACGCUCAUCAGGAGAGGGUAACAGUUCUGCUCUACACUGGUUGGCAGACUUGGCCACACAGAAAGCCAAGGAUGACACCAAGGAAUCUGGCUCAUUUCGCUCCAUGAUGAGCCGGGAAAGUCGGCCUCCCUUUGGCCUGGACUCACUCAGUGCCCUGUCAAAGCCUUCUGCUUCCAGCCCUAAGCUAUUUAACAGCUUGUUACUGGGCCCCAGCAUGUCCCAGUCAAAACCAGAGGGGUCCAGUCUCCGGGACCUGCUCAACUCCGGACCGGGAAAACUGCCACAGGGCCCUGGAGAAAGUGGGGUACCAUUCCCCUCCGUUUUUACCUCAACAAGUAGCGACAAAAUGAAGAGCAGCCUACCGAACUUCCUGGAUCACAUCAUCGCCUCAGUUGUGGAGACCAAGAAAGCAGAAGGCCGUCGCUCUGGGGCUUCUGAAGGUGGCGAACUUGCUGUAAUGGGGACUCGUAAAGAUGGAGUGAUGGGUCUUAGUGUUUUGGAGCCACAUACCUCUCACUCCUGGCUCUGUGAUGGGCGACUCCUUUGCCUUCAGGAUCCCAGCAACAGCAACAACUGGAAGAUCUUCAGAGAGUGCUGGAAGCAGGGACAACCUGUUCUGGUGUCGGGGAUACAUAGACGGCUGAAAAGUGAGUUGUGGCGACCUGAUGCCUUCAGUGAGGAGUUUGGAGAUCAGGAUGUAGACCUGGUCAACUGUAGAAAUUGUGCUAUUAUUUCUGAUGUGAAGGUGCGAGAUUUCUGGGACGGCUUUCAGAUCAUCUCCAAGCGACUGCAAGAUAAUGAUGGCAGCCCCAUGGUUUUGAAAUUAAAGGACUGGCCUCCUGGUGAAGACUUCAGAGACAUGAUGCCCACAAGGUUUGAUGAUUUAAUGGAAAACCUCCCCCUGCCUGAGUACACAAAAAGAGAUGGUCGUCUAAACCUUGCUUCUCGUCUUCCCAACUUUUUCGUGCGUCCUGACCUUGGACCAAAGAUGUACAAUGCCUACGGUUUAAUCUCAACUGAAGACAGGAAGGUGGGAACAACUAAUCUCCAUCUGGAUGUGUCCGAUGCUGUCAACGUCAUGGUUUAUGUUGGGAUACCUCAUGGAGACGACAACCAUGAGGAAGAGGCAGAUAUCUCUGGACGGCAAGAGGUCAUGACCACCAUUGAGGAAGGGGAUGUGGAUGAAAUGACAAAGAGAAGGGUGCAUGAGGGAAAGGAGAAACCUGGAGCUCUCUGGCACAUCUAUGCUGCCAAGGAUGCUGAGAAGAUCCGAGAGUUGCUCCGCAAGGUGGGAGAAGAGCAAGGUCAAGAGAACCCCCCAGACCAUGACCCUAUUCAUGACCAGAGCUGGUACUUGGAUCAGGUACUUCGCCGCCGGCUAUAUGAAGAAUACGGCGUCCAAGGCUGGUCCAUUGUUCAGUUCUUAGGAGAUGCUGUGUUUAUCCCUGCUGGAGCUCCACACCAGGUACACAACCUGUACAGCUGUAUCAAGGUGGCUGAGGACUUUGUGUCUCCUGAGCAUGUGAGGCACUGUUUCAGACUGACACAGGAGUUCAGACACCUGUCGACAACUCAUACAAACCAUGAAGACAAACUACAGGUGAAGAACAUCAUCUAUCACGCGGUGAAGGAUGCUGUCGGGACAUUGAAGGCCCACGAAUCUAAGCUAACACGCCCUUAGUCUGUCACCCCAAACAACCAGCUGCUGAAGACCACUCCACUACGUACACACGGCACACAUCAGACACCUGCAUAAGUACAAGCUGCAGCGUACAAAGAUGGUGUCGGUUGUUUGGGGAUGUCAAAGUUUGGGUUUUGGCCAAGAGAACAUUUCGUUUGGGGAGGGAUUAAACAGGGAGGGGCUAAUCAAUGCUUCGAUAAAGGAAGUCCUUUAUCGCUGUUUCACAGUACGCUCAAACUUGUCUAGUUGUUUUCAAAUUUCUUUCUUUUUUGAUUAACAUUGUAUUUAAGGUCAGUGUGUUCUGUUUUCAUUGUAUAUGUAAGAUGUGAGUAAGGGAGGUAAAAGCUGACGUGCCUUUGAAGCAGAGGUUCAGCAAUGAUAUAAACAACUGAGUAAAUGUGAGUACUGGGCUAACUUUCCUAUUUUGAUGACAUUGGUAUUUUUCUUCGAUAGCAGCAAUGUUGACCUGUUUUUGUAGAUUUUUUUUUUUAAGUUUUUAAACAGCUGAUUGUUUCUGCCCUCUGUGGCUGAAAUGAAUUUGAAAGCAGCCAGUCAAGGGAAGCAGACCAAAGUUUUGUAUUUUUAGUUUUCUCAUUUCUCUCUCUUUUUUCUUUUUUUUUUAACACAGAAAGGUAAUGAGAGUAUCAGAGAGGGCAGUUUAAUUUUUUUUUUAACAGAACUACUGGCCAUUAACAUUGUGUCAAUAUAUAUAUUGAUCUUAGCAGUCUGUUUGAUUUUUUUUUCACAAUAAAGUUUACAAAAACAUCA
Molecule: messenger RNA, 6426 nt
Organism: Melanotaenia boesemani (Boeseman's rainbowfish)
Lineage: Eukaryota; Metazoa; Chordata; Actinopteri; Atheriniformes; Melanotaeniidae
Gene: kdm3b
Product: lysine (K)-specific demethylase 3B
Exons: 25
Coding region: 286-5658 (1790 amino acids)
Biological process (GO): regulation of transcription by RNA polymerase II
Cellular component (GO): histone deacetylase complex; chromatin
Molecular function (GO): histone H3K9 demethylase activity; chromatin DNA binding; transcription coregulator activity
Source: RefSeq, a predicted model, not a curated record